AUGGGAUCCUGCGUCUCCUCGCCGCAAGAAGAACAGACCCGCGGCGGCCCGGCAAUGGCACAACCGCCCAACUCUCAGUCGCUGCCUGCCGCUGCCCCCACCGCUGCCCCCGCCGCUGCCCAGCCGCCGUCCGAGAGUGCGGCUCGGAUGGCACGCGGCGAGCCGACUGUGCGCUGGGUUGACCUCGACCUCCCACUCCCCGUCGAGCUGGCCAGCACCGACAAGGACAAGGGACUUGUGCUCCUUGUUUCCCGCCCCACAGGUGACAGCACCAAGGGGUGGAGGUUUGCGAUACUCAACCGGCAGCUGGUCCCCACCUACGGCGACCUCCCCCCCGCCGAGCAGUAUGGCGGUCUGGACUGCGGGUACAUCGGCCUGACACUCAUCCGAGCCGUCAAGCACGGGGACGGCCACAUGGUGCAGAUGUUCCUCACGCCGCCGGACAUGGAGCGGUUCAAGAGCCUCGACAGCCUGGACCCCUCGAUCCAGCCGCCCGAGGACGUCAACAUCGACGGGUUCAAGUACUUUGCUAGCUUCCCCCUUGGCGCCCCGCUCGACUUGAGCAAGCCGCUCUCACGACACUUUUCCCUGCUGGUAGAGCGCAAUGCCAAGGGGCCUGUGUCGAUAGCCGUCGCCAUCCUUGAAGGGGACACUGCUGUGGUGCGGCGGUUCGGUAUGGCCUCGCACAUGGCGGUUAACCCUGCGUAUGCUACACUCGGCGGAAUGACCAGGACUGUUAAGCACGGCUUGGACGUUAACAAUGUCAGCAUCACUCUUGGCGGCGAGAUCGUCAUCUUGGCCGACCCGACCACGAUCAAAGUGUUCAACCGGCACGACUACACCCUUGCACUCGAGAUAAGCCCCAAAGACCUGUGGGGUCUGACGGCCGAUUUCAACGAGAAGCCCCUGUACCGGGUCAACGAGUUCGUCCCCAUGAAGUACUCUGACGCAGUCGACACCGAGACGGUCCUCACCAGCCGGGCCUUUACUCCACCAGCUGCGUUUCCGCUGCUGCAGCCGUGGUCCGGGGCAAUGGAGCUCAGCAAGGACCAGUACGCGCAGAAGGGUCUGACGGCGGAGGCCAACACCAUCAUACCCGAGUCCGUGUACCUUACCAACAUGCACUUGGUUUUCUGGACGCGCUACAGGCUGUUCGUCAUCCUCCUCGCCGAGCACGUGAUCCACGAUCUCAUGGCGAAACGCAAGAAGAAGGACGACGUGGAGAGCUUGAACGGCGCCAUUGUGCAGUUCUGUGUCGACUACGACAACCAGCACGCGCUCGCGUCCACCGGCUCAACUGUCGCGUUCAUGAACCCGCAUACCUCGUUUGUCUUCGACCUGGACACCAUCUGGCCCGGCUUUGACGUCGGCAGGCCGAGCAUCGCGGGGCACGAAAUCGCUGGCACCACCCGAGAGUUUGAAGACGACGACGAGCCAGCCCACUCCCGGUUCCGCAUGAUGCCGGGCGGACUGUACGAGGUCAUCAACUUCUCCGACCUCCAAAAGGAGCAGUAUGAGGAGGCGGUUGGUCCUCGCACCUUGCCCGCGGACACUUUCCCUCCUUUGUUGACAAGGAAGCCGCGGUGA
This is a messenger RNA of Vanrija pseudolonga, 1587 nucleotides long. RefSeq lists its product as uncharacterized. The record is from RefSeq and is a predicted model, not a curated record. The coding region runs from base 1 to 1587 and encodes 528 amino acids. NCBI's taxonomy places the organism in Eukaryota, Fungi, Basidiomycota, Tremellomycetes, Trichosporonales, Trichosporonaceae. The transcript is spliced from 5 exons.